Misgurnus anguillicaudatus (oriental weatherfish) is the source of this 2430-nucleotide messenger RNA. RefSeq names its product SH3 domain containing GRB2 like 2a, endophilin A1 (gene sh3gl2a). The record is from RefSeq and is a predicted model, not a curated record. Gene Ontology annotation, cellular component: glutamatergic synapse; presynapse; cytoplasm. Gene Ontology annotation, molecular function: protein binding. Gene Ontology annotation, biological process: synaptic vesicle uncoating. NCBI's taxonomy places the organism in Eukaryota, Metazoa, Chordata, Actinopteri, Cypriniformes, Cobitidae.
UAUGUACAAGACGAAUAUCAAACCUAAAACUAACUACCGCGGCUCCAUGCAGGAAUUUACCAGAAAAAAAAUACUGCAGUAUAGUAGGCUAUAGGAAAAUCAAUUCUGCGUUAAUUGUUUAAUUGAUUUAUCUCACAUCCUCGCUGAAAAAAGGACCCGCAGUUGCUGGAAAAAUUGCCUGUUUUCCCACUCGCGACACGUCUCAGCGUGGGAGAAAUACAUCUAACGUUAUAAUCUUUGGAGAGGCGGCCCUGAGUCGUGACGUUCCUGGCGCGUCAACAUCAUCUGCUAUAAUCAGCCUACGCCUGUGGUGAUUCCCAAUUCGCAAGGGUUUAACUAUAAUCGUAUCCGCUGUACUUCUAAAUAUACUUACAUCUUGACACAUCACAUCCAGGCGUUAGGACAGAACAGCAGAAUUCCAGUCGGAAUCAUGUCUGUAGCGGGACUGAAAAAGCAAUUUCACAAAGCCACUCAGGUUGCCAGACACAAAGAGGAGCACAACUAAUGAUGAAAAGCAAAGUUAGUGAGAAGGUUGGAGGGGCAGAAGGAACUAAAUUAGAUGAAGACUUUACGGAUAUGGAAAAGAAAGUUGACACCACGACAAGGGCAGUGAUGGAAAUUAUGACCAAGACAACAGAGUAUCUGCAGCCGAAUCCAGCAACUCGUGCUAAAAUGAGUAUGAUGAGCUCCAUGUCUAAAAUCCGAGGAGGAGAUAAAGGUCCUGGCUACACACAGACUGAAACCAUCCUGGCAGAGUCCAUGCAAAGGUUUGGCAGGGAACUUGGAGAGGAAUCCAACUUCGGUCUAGCUUUGAUUGAAGCUGGAGAAGCCAUGCGAGAGCUCGGUGAAGUUAAAGAUGCUUUAGAUAUGGAGGUCAAGCAGAACUUUAUUGAUCCCUUGCAGAAUAUCCAUGAUAAAGACUUAAGAGAGGUCCAGCAUCACCUGAAGAAGCUGGAAGGGCGAAGGUUGGACUUUGACUAUAAGAAGAAAAGGCAAGGCAAAGUGACAGGUGAUGAGAUCAAACAGGCACUGGAGAAGUUCGAUGAAACGAAGGAAGUCGCAGAACUAAGCAUGUUUCACAUUCUAGAAAGUGAUAUUGAACAGGUGAGCCAGCUUGCUGCUCUGGUUCAAGCUCAGGUGAACUACCACAGACAGGCCACAGAGAUCCUUCAGAAGCUGUCCAGCAAGAUAGAGGACAGAAUAGCAGAAGCUUCCAGUAAGCCAAGAAAAGAGUAUGUUCCCAAACCUCGAACCUCCAUAGAUUUCAGUGAGAACCAUAAUGGGAAUAUUGGCCACAGUGGCCCACCCAGGUCACCAGCUCCAAUGGACCAGCCUUGUUGUCGGGCACUUUAUGAUUUUGACGCUGAAAAUGAGGGUGAGUUGGGCUUCAAAGAAGGAGACAUCAUCACCUUAACCAGCAAGAUUGAUGAGAACUGGUAUGAAGGAAUGGUCGGUGGGAAGUCUGGCUUCUUCCCAGUCAACUAUGUAGAAGUCCUUGUAGCUUUGCCCCACUAAGUUCUAUGCAUGUAGUCUUAUCAUUACUGUACCUGAAAAAUCUAAUUGCUUCUUUUAUAAGAGAAGAAAACAGCCAAAAUAAACAGCACAAAAGCCCUGUUGUUGUUUAUUUGCAUAUGAAAUAAACAAGGAAGACUUUGGGUUGCCCUUCCCUAGAUAUAAUUCCUGGUUGCGUUGGAAUGGUUCCACUUUACUGUAUUAUUUACUUACUUUUUUAAGGUUCACCUGAUAUCUGCUUUGCCUGCUGCUAUGUAUCCUAAAUGUUCUGAUGUUGUCCGAGUUCAUUUUUGCCUGUUUCCAAUGCUAACAACAAACCAUGAUUUGCUUUCCCUACUGUGUGUGUGUGAGUGUGUGCGUGUGUGACUAUAAAUAUGCUUGGGUUGAAUCUGAUACCUGUAAUCUAAAUAAAUGAAAAUGCAUAUAAUGUAUUUAAUAAUUUUAUUUUUAUGUAAAGUAUGCAAGUUCUGAACCAGCUGUGAAAAAAAUUUAAUUAGAAUAUAAAUGGCUUUUCCUAAAAGAGGUUUUCAAACUUGAGCAAAUGUUGCUAUAUGUCAGCAGAUUCGUUUUGAAAAAGCAACAAAUGUUAAGCCAUUUAUUGGUUUAUUUCUGUACAGAGUGUUAAGUAUUUUAACACAAAGAAAUAACACACAUCACCUUUAAUUAUAUCUCAUUUAAGAAUUAGGUGCAUUUCUAGUUGUAAAUGAUGUACAAUGUGAAUGAUUUUAAACAUAGUAUAUGUAUACACCUGCAUUAAAAAAAUUUAAGUUUGGAAAAGUUAUUUAGUUAAUGUUCUAUUUAUUAAUAUUAAAUGUAAAAUGCCUUUUGUUGAAAAUCAGAAUAAUAGUGUAAAUGAACAGACAAUAUUUCUUUAUUUUCCUCAGUGAGCUCUGUACAGCCUUUUUGUGUUUUUUUCCA